UAAAAGGAUAACUUAAAAUAAACUCAGCUGAUUUUAACGUUGAAAAAGUGAGAGAGAAAAAUUUUUAUAAACAAAAAUUAAUAAUUACAAUUUAUGAACUAUAAACAGAGCUGUGAUAAGUAUUAAAAAUUUACAAAUGCUAAUUGUUUGUGAAUUUUCUGGAAAACUUAAAAUUUUCUGGAGAUAAUUAAAUUCUAUUUGUGUUUAAUAAUGGCUGGAAAUUUUUGGCAAAGUUCACAUCACCAACAAUGGUUAUUGGAUAAACAAGAUUUAAUCAGAGAAAGACAAAUUGACAUGCAACAGGGAUUGAAUGAAGAGGAAUAUCAGAAAUUAUUUAUAUUUUUUGCUAACUUAAUUCAAGUAUUAGGAGAGCAAUUAAAAUUAAGACAACAAGUAAUAGCUACAGCGACUGUUUAUUUCAAGCGCUUUUACGCACGAAAUAGUUUAAAAUGUAUUGACCCGUUAUUAUUGGCUCCAACAUCUGUAUUUUUGGCAUCCAAAGUCGAGGAAUUUGGUGUGAUAUCAAACAGUCGUUUAAUAACCACAUGUCAAACAGUUAUAAAAAACAAAUUCAAUUACGCCUACGCCCAAGAGUUUCCCUACCGGACAAAUAAUAUUCUGGAGUGCGAAUUUUAUCUCUUGGAACAUCUCGACUGUUGUCUGAUAGUAUACCAGCCGUAUAGACCGCUGCUGACUCUGAUUCAAGACGUUGGGCCUGACGAUCAGCUGCUGACUUUGGCGUGGAGAAUAAUAAAUGACAGCUUAAGAACUGACGUUUGUCUUCUAUACCCUCCUUAUCAAAUAGCCAUUGGAUGCUUGCAAAUUGCUUGUGUAAUUCUUCAGAAAGAUUUGAAGUCCUGGUUCGCCGAACUUAAUGCUGACAUGGAGAAAAUCCAAGAGAUAGCUCGUUAUAUUAUUAAUUUAUAUGAGCUUUGGAAGACUUAUGAUGAGAAAAAAGAGAUCCAGGGGCUUCUUGGGAAAAUGCCGAAACCCAAACCUGCGCCAUCACGCUGACAUGAGGACGAAUUUGGGAUUUAUGAAUCUUCUUAAAUGCAUUCAUCACUCAUGUUGUAUAAUAACUGGACGACCAUAAUCAUUCUCAUUAUUUAUAAACCAAACUAACUGUGAGUAAGUAUAUAAAUAAAUUUUGUUAG
Molecule: messenger RNA, 1154 nt
Organism: Cotesia glomerata
Lineage: Eukaryota; Metazoa; Arthropoda; Insecta; Hymenoptera; Braconidae
Gene: CycC
Product: cyclin-C
Exons: 5
Coding region: 211-1014 (267 amino acids)
Biological process (GO): positive regulation of transcription by RNA polymerase II
Cellular component (GO): nucleus; mediator complex
Molecular function (GO): cyclin-dependent protein serine/threonine kinase regulator activity
Source: RefSeq, a predicted model, not a curated record